AUGCGUCUCAUCACAGCAGCUCUCACCGCUCUUCAGGCAGCCUCAGCGCUGGCCGCUGUUGCCGAGCCUGUCGAGCCUCGCGACCUCCUAAGCCCUCUCGAGCCACGUGCCCCAGCAGGCCGCAAAUGCGGUUCCACCGAUCCCCCAGCAGAGCUCGUAGCGCAGGCUGAAUCAUUCCACGCAAACGCACAAAGCCUACAGGCCGCAGCAGCUCACGCACCUAUCGUGAUCAACACUUACUUCCACGUCGUGACGAGCACCACGAAAGUAGGCCGCUACACGCAAACGCAGUUGAACAAUCAGCUCACCUACAUGAACAACGCCUACGGCUCGCACGGCAUAACCUACAAGCUCAUCUCCUCCGACUUCACAACAAACAACCAAUGGGCGACCGGGAACUACGACUCGCAAAUGAAGCCCGCCCUGCGCAAAGGCACCUACAGCAGCCUAAACGUCUACUUCCUCUCCGACCUUGGCGGCGGCCUCCUCGGAAUCUGCAACUUCCCGACCAACGCCCCCGUCGGCUCAUCCGCAUUCAACCAAGACGGCUGCGAUGUCCUCGCCGACUCCAUCCCCGGCGGAUCCGCCACGAACUUCAACCUCGGUGGCACGGCAGCACACGAAGUUGGGCAUUGGCAUGGGCUGUUCCACGUGUUCCAGGGCAGUGCGUGUUCCGGGGCUGGGGACAGUGUAGCGGACACACCUCUCCAGAAAUCGCCAACUUCAGGUUGUCCGGCAUCUUCUGACACCUGCCCGAAUCAGGCCGGGCUAGACAGCAUCCACAACUACAUGGACUACAGCGAUGAUAGGUGCUAUAACCAGUUCACGGCCGGGCAGGAGACGAGGAUGUUCCAGAUGUGGGAUAUGUAUCGGGCUGGCAAAUAG
This is a messenger RNA of Bacidia gigantensis, 885 nucleotides long. RefSeq lists its product as uncharacterized. Gene Ontology annotation, molecular function: metallopeptidase activity. Lineage: Eukaryota; Fungi; Ascomycota; Lecanoromycetes; Lecanorales; Ramalinaceae. The transcript is spliced from 2 exons. Bases 1 to 885 code for a protein of 294 amino acids. The record is from RefSeq and is a predicted model, not a curated record.